AGACGUCGCCUUCAUCAUCGCCGACACCCAGUAAAGGUUCCGAACGGCCUGUUGUGACGGGCGCCAUGUACGCCAGUGAAGUCGGAAUAUCUUUCAUGCCAUCCAGACGAAAGCGCUCGACAAAAGGAGUUACGACAGUGGUACACCAAGUGUGACUACUCACCGCUUGAUGCCACCACCAGUGAAUUGAAUUCGUCCAUGUGAACGCAGUCGGUGAUCCAGCCGCUCAGAUGUACCUUCUUUUGGAUUUCCAAACCAACAACAAAAAUGACAGACCGGUGUGGGAACCAAAACACAGUGGAGAGGCUGGAAUCUUUCCGAGGACCCAAACAAAAUGUGUCGAAAUUCCCCCCUUGGAUGUCGGACACACAUUACUCAACUGGAGACAAAUUCGAUCGAAUGUUUGAGAAAUUCGUCGAAUUUUCAAUUGUACAAGAGAGAAGGAGGGGGCUAUAGAACGUGCGGUGAAUGCACUAAAUAGCGCCGCCAUUGCCGUUUCUCCACUCUCAUCGAUCAGGAACCCCCAUCCGUCCGUCGAGUUUGCCUGGACACAUUGACGAUGGAUGAAGAGAGCCUGACCAGAGUGAAAUCCUCACGACCGGACGGCGGACCCGGAGACUUUGAUACACACCGUGUGGGAAAAAUGAAGAAGAAGAAGAAGAAUAGAUGGAGGGGCCACAACUUUCUCAGACGGGAAAAAUGUUCCAGGGGCUGGGGGAGCCCAGGAGUAGCCAAAGCGUCGCGCUACGUGCUGCCGAGAAAGGUUUCUCUGCGGCUCGGCCUUUCUUUAUGUACCUGGAAAUGCCACCACCACCAACGAGGAAGAGGGAUUUAGUUGAGCUUUUAUGCUAUCAAAGAGCUUAGCUCCGCACAAUCGCCGAUUGAUUGAACGUCAUCAUUGUCACCUAAUGGUCGACAAUGAAAAGCAACAAGCUCCCAGCUACUCCUCCUAACCUUAUCGCCGUGGUGUUACCGCUGUGCCUGCCCACCCUCCCCCCCCCCCCAUCUCUUACUACCUUUUAUUUCUACCUGGAUGGACACGGACAAUAAGGAUGUUGUACACAAGGCCCCCGGGUACGCGGACACAUCAACAUCGAUUUCACGCGAGCAAUGAAUGGAAAAAAAUAAACUUUAUGGGGGCGCCACCGAAGGAAUAAAAGGAGAGAAGAAGAAAAAAAAAAACCACUACUCGGUCAGUCGUGACGUCCCGCAAAGUUAAUUUCCCUUCUGGAAAGAAGAAGAAGAAGAAGACGGCGAUGAAAAUGGUUCCUCCUCCAUUUUCUGCUUCUUCUUCCCAUCAGCCAGAAGAAAUAAAUUGAAGGACCCCAUAAGGAAUCAUUUUCCAGACGUUUUAUAGAGGCCAGCACUGCUUCUUUUGAUUGGGAACUCUGGUCGUUGCCCUUUUUAUUUUUUUUUUAAUUUGGCUCCUGCUCUUGCUCCUGCUGCUGCUGAGCUGACGAAUGAUGAUGAUGGUAAUCCAGUAGCCGACAAAAACCGCCGAAAACCAAAUUAGCAAGUGGAAUUGUUUUGGUCAACGUCAACAAACAUGGCUGGAUUAAUCGCCUCGUUAUGGCUCUUGGCCUCUAUCGUGACUCCAGGAUUGGGAAUGUGUUUCUUUCCGACCGAAUUCCAAGGCGAAUACAUGACGCAAUCGUCUUCGCGGGGAGGCGUCAACCUCCAGUACGCGCCCAUCAGCAUCCUUCCGGAAUCCAUUCCAGUCUGGGGUGUGUGUCACCGACGAUUUGGCAAUCGCGUCAUUCUCAUGGACAGGACUGGCGGUACUAAUUGCAUCCGCUGCUUCGAACUGACUUUACGCUCGCUCAACGUCGUCCAGAUCCACACGGAAGGACUCGAUAAGUGCUACACCACCGAGGAGGCGGCCAUGGCCACCUGCCCGACGGACGAGAGCAUCGCCACGGGCAAAUCGCGAGAAAUCAUGCUCUACAAGACCAAAGAAUUGACCGGAGAUCCAGUCGUCGCCCAGGAAUAUUGCCCAGUUAACGGUCGAUUCGUUUUUACUUAUUCCGUCAAUGACGGACUGGCCGAUGACCACGUCAACGUGGCCGAAAACGUCAACGAAUGUCACGAGCCCGUCUCGGAACUGUCAAACUGCCCGUACGGAUUCGGACUGGGACUCCGUUUCAAGCGAUGCUCAUUCGGCGAACUCGAAAUUAACUUUCAGUGCCUGGGCGAUUGGAUUGGCCACAACGGCGAGCGCUACAUGGCCCUGCUGGACGUCCAGGACACUCAGUCGACGACGGCGGUGACGACGGCCGGCGGCGUCGGUAUUAUUAACGGCGCCGAGCGCCGACCCCGUUAUCGUUGUGCGCUGUACAAGGAGGAUCCGGAAACGGGCAAAAUGUAUGUGGCGCUAUCCAGCGACUCGACGUGCACCAACGACCUCAAGAGCCCAAAAGAGGGUUAUGAGACCCUGGUACUGACCAGCAUACCCCAGCCGCCAUUACCAUUCGAGGUGAGCACCAGCUCUUGUCGCUUCCCGUCAUGGGCUCAUGGCCAGUGGCAGGAUGCCUAUGUCGAGGAUGACACGCUCAUCUACAAGGACCUCCGCAAUUUCAAAACUUACACCCUCAAGUGUAUGGUGGACGAUAAAACAUUGCCGGACGAUCAGGGCAAAUUCGUCGUCUACGCCCGCACCCAAUGUGGCGACGAUUUCUACACUUGUCUGACGGUGGAGAAACGCGGCGUCAACGUCAUGGAGUUCCAGCUGGGAGCCGAGACGUCAGCCUCGUACAAUCAGAGUUUGUGUCAGAACGAGAAAUUCCCGCAGGAAACGUGGGUCACCCAGGGAAGGAUCACCGUCUUCUCGGAGGAAGCCUGUCCAAUUUCGGGCGAGUACACGGGCGUCAUUCCGGACGCCGUCGGACUCUGCGCCAAACUCUACUCGGAUUGCCGCAACCCGCAGCGCAUGUUCUACAGCGUCUCCAACUGUCACAAUCUCAGCGAAGUCUACGAAGAAAGGGAGUACCGCUGCCUGGGCAAAUUCGCCGAUCGGGGCUUGACCUACACCUACACUGAGCGUCGCGACGUCUUGGGCUACGAGUGUUUUGUCGGCGUCAUCAUCAACGAUGGCGAGCUCUUCAUCAAAGAGGCUGGCGAGCAUUGCCAACGUGACGUGGAGCCACUCCGGAUGGGCAUGAAAGUCACCCGCCAGGCGACUUGCUACGCGCCCAGGCCGUCGGCCAAACCCAACGCCAUCGCCACGGCCGCCACGUCGGCCACCAGUUUCAAUCCCAACACCAACGCCAUGCAUCCGUCUGUCGUCGACUCGAACGGCGUCCACCGUCCGGCUUCGUCCCUGCCGCCUCACAACGGCAACAAUCAGCCGACAACAAUCAGAACGUGGAAACCCGCCACAGAUUCACCGAUGGGAUCUUCUGGGUAUCGGAGCGUCUUUUCCUCUUGGUUGCUGCUGGCCGCUUUCAUGGCCGUUCAACUGCAUCGGAUAACGGGCUUGCAGGUCUGUUGAUCCGGCUCGUUCGUUGUAGUGUAUGUGUGGGAACGCCUCCGCAGUCGUGUAAAUGUGCUGUACAUAACGAAUUCGAAGAGAAAAUGAGGGGGCCAUCACUUCACCCCCCUAACCGAGUCUUAUAACGGGAUUGUAUUAUAAAUAACAAAUAAUUAUGAAUUUCUCUCCAUAUUAAAAAAAAGAAAAGAAAAGAAGAAAAACUGAUUAACGGGUUCCGUUGAUUGGGGGUUGAAGGAAAAAAAUGAGUAAAAAUAACAAGCACCGCAAGUGUCGUUUAUUGAAAUUGUAUACCGUUGAAUGAAGUGGACUGUUUACUUUGUUUUGUGAUGAUCAAAUAAAUGCAAGAAUUAUUCGAUCAAGGCCCGUUUUCAAGGAUUUGUGGCAACACAAAACAAGUUGUACAUUUUAGUAAUUGCUGCCAUUUGGACUCGACCUGCAUUACUUCCGACUCAUCACUGAAAUAUUAAGGUUAGUGUUAACCGUCUACUUUCAGUUAUCAGUCUAGUUAUUUGUUACUAGGGAGGAGAGUCCUCCGAUUUUAUCGGCAACCCGCAAAUGUGGUUAUUACUCAUAUUCAAAGCGUUGACUUGUCCCCUUUUCCCCCUUAAAACCAGCACAUCAACAUAAUAGAAAUCAGUUCUCCCAAGUAUACGGCGGUAUUCAGACUCUUGCCGUUUGCUUAACGUAAAGUUUCUUUAAGUUUUGACGGUUUCAAAAUGCGCAUAAGGGUGAAUCAAUGUUGUUGCGGUUGCACCCUACAAACCGGUGCCAAAGUAAUUGGAUGUCUUCAAUUGGUGAGUGGGAUUGCACAAAUUAUUUUCGAUGUGGUGAUGAUCUUGAAUGAUAGCACUGCGCUUGUUACUUAUUGUCUGACUGGUGGGAUAAUCGGUUUGGUCGUCAUGAUCUCAGUCACCAUCCCGCUUCUGAUUGCAGCCUCAAAGAAUAGCAGGCCGGGUCUACUUUUACCUUGGCUCAUUUUCAACUUCGUAACAAUAGUUCUAGGGAUUGGCUUAGGAUUAUUCGCGUCCAUUUUCUUAAUGCAAAAACAAAUGAUUCAAGUCGAAGGUGGAAGCGUUUCCAUUGCUGUCACUCUCGUCGGAUCUGCACUUCACAUCUACUUCUGGCUGGUCAUCUACAGCUACUAUAAACAACUGAAAGAACAGCUACCGCCGACAACUGGACAAAAUAAAUAUUCCCAAUUGGAUUCCAGUGAAAAAGUUUAGUACAAAGUUGUAUGCCCACUGCCUGUGUUUAAUUCCAACUGUUUUGUAGUGGUUGUCAUGUUUAUAUACCAUGACGUUAUAAUCUUUUGGAAGUUCUAAUACAAAAAGUGAAACAUG
Molecule: messenger RNA, 4827 nt
Organism: Daphnia pulex (common water flea)
Lineage: Eukaryota; Metazoa; Arthropoda; Branchiopoda; Diplostraca; Daphniidae
Exons: 20
Coding region: 1547-3487 (646 amino acids)
Source: RefSeq, a predicted model, not a curated record